ACUAAUAAGUACAAUUAUUUGUAACUAUUUUUUUUUUUAAAUUUAAAAUUAUUGAUUUAUAAAUAUUAACAAUUUAUUUAUCUUAAUAUAUAAAUAUAAAUAAAUUCAUUUAACUUAAAUACCAGUUCUAACUACUUAGAUCAUAAGAUACAUGCAUACAUGUAUGUAAGGAAAACAUACUAUAUAGCUCACCAACUAACCACCACAAAAUGUUAGUAAAAAUUGGUUGAACAACCACACAAAAACAUGCCAAUUCAGCUCAACUUCCAUUUAACCAGCAACAAUUUUCCUUCCUAUUCAAAACCAUCCUUCAUUUCUAAAACCUAUAUUUAAACAUAUUAUAUCAUACUUUACAUAUAUCCCUAUAGUUAACAAUAACAUAUUUCUCUUGAUACUUUUUUUUUCUUUGCAAUGGCUAGCAACAGCAAAAUGGUGGUAAACGAGCGUUUCGGGGCCGAGAUAGUACACGGCUCCGAAAACUGCUUCAACCACUCCAUCCAACUCUUGGAAGAGCUUGGAUUUCCAAAGGGUGUUCUUCCCUUAAAGGAUCUUAUUGAAUGUGGAAGAGUUAGAGAAACUGGCUUUGUUUGGAUGAAACAAAAAGCACCAAGUGAGCAUUACUUUGAAGGGACAAAGACUCUUGUGAGCUAUGGAAUUGAAGUAACUGCCUAUGUGGAGAAAUUCAAGAUGAAGAAAAUGAGUGGAAUCAAGAGUAAGCAAAUGUUUGUUUGGGUGCCUAUAAGUGAAAUGAGUGUUGAUGGUUUUGAUGGGAAGAAGAUGUAUUUCAAGACUCCUUUGGGGAUUGGAAAGUCUUUUCAUGUUACUUCUUUUAUGAGUGUUGAGGAAAAGGAAAAGUAUAUGAAGUUGCAAUUGAAGGAUAAGGAGGGGGAGAUUAUAGAAAGUUAAUUUCAUUACAUUUUGUGUUUGUUUUUGGAUUUAUGUAUGUUAUUUGACUAUUUGGUUAUUAUGAAACUAUAGAUGAGCAUAGUGAAAUCUUUUGAUAGUUGAAAUUUAUCAACUAUAAAUUAUGAUGUAUUACUAUAUUUAUGUUUUUUUUACACAAUAU
Molecule: messenger RNA, 1066 nt
Organism: Vicia villosa (hairy vetch)
Lineage: Eukaryota; Viridiplantae; Streptophyta; Magnoliopsida; Fabales; Fabaceae
Exons: 1
Coding region: 412-906 (164 amino acids)
Source: RefSeq, a predicted model, not a curated record